AUGCUGCGGCAGUGCACGGCGAGGCUGAGAAGAACAAGAGAACGAAAAGCUGCGGUAAUGGGUUCCUCCAAAGUCUCCCCAGAUAGCGAUGAGACGGACCCGCUUUCCCCAGAGUCCCGCCCUGAGCAACACUCUGAUUCUGAGCCGUCUCCGGCAGAUCAAGUAGACAACGACAGAAAAACAGAAACUAGUAAAGUUGACGUACAGCGAACCACUUACACUUGUAGUUGCGCAUCAUCAGGUUUCUCGUAUACGGCUAGUGCUACGGUGGAGCCAGUACUUCAUCUAAAUCGGGUUGAAGAUGCGGCUCGAGUUGCCGGAGGAGCUGAGGCCCCUGCUCUGGAAGAUCCACCAACCGUUGCAGUAGAAGAACGGGGUCAAGACCAAGAACAAGUAGCACAUGAUGAGCGGAAAGGCACGAUUGUACAACUGGCACCACGACGAGAAGGCACUAUCGUCGCGACUUUCAUUAAGAAGCCUUCGGAUCCGUUGGUCAAUAUUUUGCGCGUGAUGAAUACGUUGACCAGAGUAAGCGAGGGCAACAUGCCAGUAGUUGGGUCUUUUUCAUCGCGGCACCAGAUGGUCGUGGACGGCUACAAGAACAAUGGACAACGAGGACAACAACCGCGCGACGGGUUGUUCCAGCGAAAGGAACGCGAUGCCCGCUUCACUGAGUUGUGGAAAGUCAUCUCAAAGGAGCGUGACCGAUUACACCAGUCGCUGCAAGAACAAGGAGCAUCAUCAUCGACGUCAACUUGUCGUCGCCGUCUUGCACACGCUAACCAGAAAUCGUUGUUGAAUCAAGUGGAAGAUUUCUGCGUUUUCAAGCUGAACGAGAUGCAAGACCUUGGUCGAGCAGAGCAGGGCGGUGCUAGGGACGCUUCUUGUACUAGGGGGUAUCGCGGUGGCUCAGCUAGUGCUAGUCCUACUACUUCACAACUGUCUUCAUCUACUCGAAGUGGAGGCAUGGGCAUCAAGAAGAUCAAGACUGGCCGUACUUCACGUGGACAACUUUGUGCGCCGAUCACGGAAGAGACGAUGAAAAAAUGUCUAGCCGAAAAGCUCGGAGAGGGGACGCGUUGGUCUUUUUUCUUCGAAAAGCUGCAAGCGGCACUGAGGCGUCCGACGGAUAACGGCAAUCCAGUGAACGUUCUCGGACUCUCUUCCGAGAUGCGACAUCGUUUCCCAAGAAGGUUUGAGGGGACUGACGAUAGCGGACAGCACUUCCGAAGAACUCGAGACUACUGGCGAAAAAUGAG
Molecule: messenger RNA, 1259 nt
Organism: Amoebophrya sp. A25
Lineage: Eukaryota; Dinophyceae; Syndiniales; Amoebophryaceae
Source: the annotation of a GenBank genome assembly